AGUUGGUGUUUAAAAGUGCGCAAUGAAAACUCACCGUAGUAUAAAGGAGACUGGUGAAGGCCAAGUUAGUAACAUGGUCUUGUUUUCUCUUCUCCUACUUGUUGGUUUGUUUCCUGUGGCCAGUAGCUCGAUAGGUUGGUGCUAUAACUUUCCAUCAUGCAAUGAAUCUACCUGGUCUUCAAUCCCUGGUGCGUACUGCAGUGGAAGCCGCCAAUCUCCUAUUAACAUUGUGAGCGCAAAUGUCCAAGAUGAUGUGAACUUAACAUCAUUCGACUUCACUGGUUUUGAUGAUAACAGAGUCAUGACUGAAAUGACCAACACUGGCCGGGAUGUUAUGAUCAUGCUGGCUCAAGAAAAGAUGGUGGUUAAAGGUGGAGCUCUUCCUGGCAUUUACUACAGCAAGCAGUUCCACUUACACUGGGGCAAUGGCAGCUCCAUGCCUGGAUCUGAACACACCAUAAAUGGCGAAAGAUUCUCCAUGGAGAUGCACAUUGUCAAUGUUAAAGCUGGAUACAAUUAUAUUUCAAGUGCCCUUCUAGAUCCAACAGGGUUUGCUGUUCUUGGUUUCUUUCUUGAGGUGACCAAUGACACCGGUAAGCCCAAGAGCUGGAAGGCCCUAACCUCCUAUCUACCAAAUAUCUCAAAUGCAGGUGAUAAAGUAGCAGUCAUGGAAAAUAUUACCAUGGACAGCCUGCUUGAAGGAGUCAAUAGGAGUAAAUAUUACCGCUACCUAGGCUCUCUGACCACACCACCCUGUAAUGAAGCUGUUGUGUGGACCAUCUUCAAAGACCCCAUUAAAGUCAGCCAAGAUUUGAUUGGACUCUUCAGCACUAGUCUGUUCUUCAACAAGAGUAUGACCCCUCACCUGAUGGUUGAUAACUUCAGGCAUGCUCAGCCCAUAAAUAACAGGGUUGUGACCUCUCAGGAAAGAAGCACAAAGGGAAAUCAGCUUUCAAAUUCAGUAAACCUCCAGAUCUACGAUGUAUUCUCAUUAACUGCGGCACUCCUAUAUAUCUGUUGGUUCUAGCCACAUGGCCCGAAUUAAUGCAUUACAGAUGGCGCACAAUCCAGGUACUACUAAACUUCUGACCAGAAAGAAUGACCAUUUUGAUUUUAAGUUUUAUGUAUUGUUAAUUUUGUCUUAUUUUUUUUUAAACUGUGCUAGAGAUUCUAAGAGAUUUACUGUUUACUUCAAUGAUGUAUUUGUCCAUUCUGAAUAAAGUCACUCUACUCAAUA
This is a messenger RNA of Tachysurus fulvidraco (yellow catfish), 1237 nucleotides long. Its product is annotated as carbonic anhydrase 4-like. The record is from RefSeq and is a predicted model, not a curated record. The transcript has 10 exons. Gene Ontology annotation, molecular function: carbonate dehydratase activity; zinc ion binding. Gene Ontology annotation, cellular component: plasma membrane. Lineage: Eukaryota; Metazoa; Chordata; Actinopteri; Siluriformes; Bagridae. The coding region runs from base 23 to 1027 and encodes 334 amino acids.